Guillardia theta CCMP2712 is the source of this 1056-nucleotide messenger RNA. RefSeq lists its product as hypothetical. NCBI's taxonomy places the organism in Eukaryota, Cryptophyceae, Pyrenomonadales, Geminigeraceae. Gene Ontology annotation, biological process: intracellular protein transport; SNARE complex disassembly. Gene Ontology annotation, cellular component: SNARE complex; vacuolar membrane. The record is from RefSeq and is a predicted model, not a curated record. Bases 17 to 880 code for a protein of 287 amino acids. Gene Ontology annotation, molecular function: soluble NSF attachment protein activity; syntaxin binding. The transcript is spliced from 13 exons.
AGGUCUCUCAGGCAAAAUGGCGGAGCAGCAGGCCGACGAGCUGGUCGCAAAGGCCGAGAAGAAACUCAAGGGUGGCAUGUUCGGCAGUCUGUUUGGGAGCAAGAAAGAAGAUGCGAUCGAGUUGUACCAAGAGGCAGCAAACAAGUACAAGCAGGCAAAACGAUGGAGCUCGUGCGGAGACGCUCACAGGAAGAGUGCGGAGCUGCAGCUAGCUUUGAAUGACAAGUUCGGAGCUGCUUCCAGCUUUCAGGCAGCUUUUCAAGCAUACAAGAAGGACGCUGGCUCGUCUACGGUUGCGGUCGAAUGCUUGAAUCAAGCUAUCGAUCUUCACAUCAACAACGGGCGAUUCUCGCAGGCUGCCAAGUUUCACAAAGAAGCUGGAGAAUUGUUUGAGUCAGAUUUGAAUUAUCCGAAAGCAAUCGAACACUUCCAGCUUGCUGGAGAUUAUUACAAAGGAGAAGACCAGACGAGCUCGUCGAACCAAUGCUUCUUGCGCGUUGCUGUCCUAUCGGCAGAGCAAGAGCAGUACACGAGGGCGAUCGAGGUGUUCGAAUCCGUUGCCUCCUCCUCCUUGGAUGUCGCCCUCCUCAAGUGGAGCGUCAAAGAUUAUUUCUUUCAAGCCGGUCUCUGCCACCUUGCCACCGGCGACGUAAUCGCGUUCAAGCGAGCGGUAGAUCGGUAUCAAGACCUCGAUGUCAGCUUCUCUGACACGAGAGAGUGCAAAUUAUUACAAGAUCUUGGGGAGGCAUACGAGGAACAGGAUGUCGAGAAAUUCACGAAUGCUGUCUUUGAAUUCGAUCAGAUAUCGAAACUCGACAAGUGGAAGACAUCUCUGCUCCUCAAAGUCAAGAAUCAGCUCAAAGAAUCCGAUCUCACUUGAAGUUGUGCGAGAGAAGAUGAUGUUUGUCAAGUGUUCCUGUUGAGCACGGCGCUGCCAGUUCUAGUGCGGGUGCGAGGAGAAGAUGUUGGAAGAAUGAGAGGAGUGAGAGGUGGUAAGUAGCAGGUGUGAGCUACGGAUGUAGAAGAUAUGACACAAUUGUUCAAUGAAGUGCAUCC